AUGCGUCGCAAAACACGUUUCGUCUGCAUAUCCGACACCCAUGGCUAUACCCCCUCAGAAGCAGGGUUCAAGCUUCCGGCUGGGGAUGUAUUGAUACAUGCGGGCGAUUUCACUAACAAGGGAAGCUUGGCCGAGGUACGCCGGACGAUGGAUUGGAUAUCGAAGGCCAACUUUGAAAUAAUGGUCAUUGUGGCGGGGAACCACGAUGUCACUCUGGAUCCCGACUUCUACGCGAAACAUGGACAUGAGUUCCACGGCUCGCAGCGCGAAGAUCCAAUCCAAUGCCUCGAAGCCGUCACGAGUGCAACGCCCUCUAUCAUCUACCUCAAACAUCAGGCCACUGUCAUUAAUCUAUGUCGCAAAGACGGACCAAAUACCACCUUCAAAGUAUUUGGGUCCCCAUGCUCGCAAUUCGAAGGGAAUUGGGCAUUUGGAUAUAAUAACGGCAAGGAUGCAACGGCGCUGUGGGAUCAAAUCCCUUCGGAUAGCGACAUUGUAGUGACGCAUACGCCACCACAGUCUCACUGCGACCAAAAGCCUACGGGCAGGAACGUCGGAUGCAAUGCACUUCGCCAGGCACUGAGCCGCAUCAGGCCGUCGUUGGCUAUUUGCGGCCAUGUGCAUGAAGCUCGGGGCUAUGAACGUGUCUGUUGGCACGAGCAGAUGCCACUGUCGCGCACGCUUAUUAGGUCGGACAGCAGCGGUGAUAUCACUCAGGGGGUCUUGCCGCCGCCGGGCAGCAAGAAACAGGCUCUUAUUGACUUGACAGGCAAACGAGGAGAGCGUUUGGAUAACGAGGGAUUUGCAUCCUUGAAGUCUAAUUCGCAAUUGAAUUUGAAUCCUACAACCAGGGCGUCGAUGCCAUCAUCCUCUUUCGGGUCAGCUGCCGAUGUAGCACUGGAGUUUCAACAGAUUCCAAACGAAAAUAAGGCUCCGAUUCUGAGCGCUGAUACCCAAAGGCGCGGUGUCGGCCACAUAGAGCAAACGCUGAGAAGAGAGACAUGCAUUGUCAACGCCGCCAUCUUGGCUACGAGCUGGCCGCACCGGGGAGGCAAGCGAUUCAAUACACCGAUCGUGGUGGAUCUCGAACUUCCAGUACGACGGGGCUACUACCCUUCCAAGUGA
This is a messenger RNA of Penicillium verhagenii, 1125 nucleotides long. Its product is annotated as metallophosphatase domain-containing protein. Gene Ontology annotation, molecular function: hydrolase activity. The transcript has 2 exons. The record is from RefSeq and is a predicted model, not a curated record. NCBI's taxonomy places the organism in Eukaryota, Fungi, Ascomycota, Eurotiomycetes, Eurotiales, Aspergillaceae. Bases 1 to 1125 code for a protein of 374 amino acids.